Sardina pilchardus (European sardine) is the source of this 1222-nucleotide messenger RNA. RefSeq names its product CDAN1 interacting nuclease 1 (gene cdin1). Lineage: Eukaryota; Metazoa; Chordata; Actinopteri; Clupeiformes; Clupeidae. Gene Ontology annotation, cellular component: nucleus; cytoplasm. The transcript has 12 exons. The coding region runs from base 144 to 995 and encodes 283 amino acids. The record is from RefSeq and is a predicted model, not a curated record. Gene Ontology annotation, biological process: erythrocyte differentiation.
GGAAGUUACAGCUGCAGCUGCUCUCACUACCGAGCGGCAGAUACUAAACUCUUUCCAGAGAUAUUGCCGUGAAGUGACGACAAAGAUGACUUUGUGCUGCAGUGACAAUUGAUGACAUCAAACGUAUCACCAUAUUCAUCAAAAUGAGGAUUUGUCGGGCGGAAUAUAAAACCAUUGCGAGAUACACAGACCAACUUCGACCAACAAGACAGUGUAUGCAAAUGCUCAAGGAGAAAUUUCCAAAUCACUCGCAGUCCACUCUUCUGAGCAUCUUCUCCCUGGAGUACCAGAAAAGGAUGAAAAGAACCAUAUCCAAACACCACGCCCCCGACGUCAUUGAAGCCUACUUCCAGAGGUACCUGACUGAAGCCAAGAAGCGUCCCUCGUCCCCUGUCCUACUGGAGAUCGCUAAUGAGGUGGACCUGUCGCCCGCCCUGCUGGCUCGCCUGGUGGUGGAGCGCUUCUUACAGGAUCAGGAGGGCACGGCAUUUUCGAAGCAGGUCCUGAACAACAUGCUGAGAGAGCCAUCUUUGAUCCCAGAUCUCCCUUUAGCUAAUCACGUGGCUCAGUGCACAAUAAAUGACUGCUGUUAUGGACCGCUGGUUGACUGCAUCAAACACGCCAUUGGACAGGAGCACGAGGUUCUGCUCCGAGACAAGCUGAGCGAGAAGAACCUGUCCUUUUUAGAUGAAAACCAGCUACGGGCCAAAGGCUACGACAAGACGCCUGACAUUAUUCUAGAGGUGCCAAUAGCUGUGGAGGGACACAUGGUCCACUGGAUCGAGAGCAAAGCCUCGUUUGGAGAUGACCACAGUCACCGCACCUACCUGAACGAGCAGUUCUGGAGCUACUGGAACAGGUUCGGACCGGGCCUGGUGAUCUACUGGUACGGGUUCAUCUCGGAAUUGGACUGCCAGCGGGACAGAGGGAUCCUCCUUAAAGACUGCUUUCCCUCCGACAUUGUAACCCUCUGCCCCAGGACCAGCCAGAGCUGACACCACUGCAGGGGAGGGGCCAAAAGGGAGGGAGGUGUGUGUGUAUGUGUGUGUGUCUGUGUGUCUGUGUGUCUGUGUGUGUGUGUGUGUGUGUGUGUGUGUGUCUGUGUGUGUAGGGAGUGCAGGGAAAAGUUCCCUGAGAGGAUGGUGUGUAUGUCUGUGUGUGUGUGUCUUGAGUGUGUAUGUACUGCGGAUGCGAUGGAUGAGGUGUCUGCUGAGACGCAGGG